This is a messenger RNA of Athalia rosae (coleseed sawfly), 3810 nucleotides long. RefSeq names its product hemocyte protein-glutamine gamma-glutamyltransferase-like. Gene Ontology annotation, biological process: peptide cross-linking. Bases 1012 to 3150 code for a protein of 712 amino acids. The record is from RefSeq and is a predicted model, not a curated record. The transcript is spliced from 8 exons. Gene Ontology annotation, molecular function: protein-glutamine gamma-glutamyltransferase activity. Lineage: Eukaryota; Metazoa; Arthropoda; Insecta; Hymenoptera; Athaliidae.
UCUGUACACGAUCGUUUCAUUCUCUUUUUUUUUUCUUCUCAAACCGAAAUGAAAAAAAAACCUCAUGACGAUAGUAAUUUUGCACAUUCUAUGUGAAAAAAUCUUAUGUCACAGAAAAAAAUGAGGGAUUAUGAAGUCAUUUUUUUUUUAAAUCUUACAAGCCGGAUAAGGUAUUAAAUACUUCUUCUCAUGCAGCUGCACCCUAUGUGGUAAAUGAACGGAUAAUUUAUUAUUGAAAAAUUGAAGUAACUUUAAAAUGCGAUCUGCAGCUAUAGUUACGCUGACUCAAUUCGAAUUCUAUAAUUGAAUUUGCUAGAAAGGUAAAAGAAUAAUUGAAGCAGCCGUACAAGAAGGUACGGGGAAUUUUAUUUGAAUCAUCUGUCACAACGUGCCAUGUAUCGGCAUAUAUUUAGUCAGCGAGGUAAUGCAUGAGAAUAACGUUUACUUUGCGCCUACAAUUUAACUGUAAUAUACAGAAUUACACCCGUUUUCUUUUCAUUCAAUUUGCCCAAGGUGAACUUUUUUCAAGAUUCGACGAAAAAAAAAUUUCAUGCAAAAGAUCGCGUACAACCGUGCCCAAUUUGAUCCAGUUGCGUCACCCCUGCAGAAGAGACGAAGGCCAUUUUUUUUUCUUUUCAAUUCUUUUCCGGAGCGUUUUUCAUGAAUUUUCUUCCAAAAGAUCGUUACCAAACUACUUUCUUAUUCAAUGCACAUUAUUCUCUUCUAUGCAGGUUGUACCGAGAAAUUUUUCCGAUACAGGGACAGAUGAAAUGAAUCACCCGGUAUUUUACACGGUACAUACGCGGUAUGCACGUUUAGGUGCAGUAAUGAAAAUGCAGCGAUGCGAAAAACGUUGACUUUGCUCUUAAAAUUUCUAUGUACAUAAAUACUUUUCACUCGAUCCGUAGUAAAUCGACUCGAAUGAAUUCUGCAGUUAUAAAGUCGCACAGCUCUAUUAGGCUCUCAAGGAAUUUUUUCCGGCUUUGACAAUUAUAAAUUGAAUGCGGCAGAAUGGCGUCGGAAUCGUUGGUCGUUAAGGGGAUUUUCCUCUAUGAGCAGGAUAACGCGACUGCUCAUCGUACGUGUAAAUAUGAACUCGUUCAUAUGGACCCACCUACACCGGUUCUUCGGCGGGGUCAGCCAUUCAAUUUGGCUAUACGUUUCGAUCGCAGUUACGUCGAUGAAACGGAUAUAGUUCGCAUGUUAUUCAGUUUCGGUCCGAAUUCGAACGUCCUGAAAGGAACUAGAGGAGUGAGCACCGUUACACCGAGAGACACUUAUCUCACGGAUUUGGAGGCAUGGGGAAUCAGAAUGAUUGGUAUAAACGGCGAAGAUCUCAUGGUCGAAGUUAGAAGCCCUUUCGACAGUCCGGUCGGUAUUUGGCAAUUGAAUGUCGAAACUACCACCGCUGGGAGUAAGAAGCCACCGAAUACUUAUCACUUGGAUAAGGAUAUUUAUUUGCUGUUCAACCCGUGGCUCAAAGAGGACUCGGUUUACAUGGAAGACCAGAGACUCCUCGACGAGUACAUCGGCAAUGACACCGGAAAAAUUUGGGUCGGUGCUUUGGGGAGUUGCAGAGGCAGGGAAUGGGUCUUCGGUCAAUUCGACGCCUGCGUUCUUCCCGCGUGUCAACUUUUGUUGGAAAGAUCGGGAAUAAAGGCCGCAUCUCGCGGGGAUCCCAUCAAAAUGACGAGGGCGAUUUCGAGAAUCGUGAAUUCGAACGACGACAGGGGUGUUCUCACCGGUCGUUGGGACGGCGAGUAUUCGGACGGCACGGCCCCGUCAGCUUGGACGGGGAGUGUGCCGAUCCUCGAACAAUUUUUGGAAACUAAGGAAGAAGUUAGUUACGGUCAAUGUUGGGUGUUCGCCGGUGUAACGACAACGGUUUGCAGAGCCCUAGGGAUACCGUCGAGAGUCGUUUCGAAUUUGGUAUCGGCCCAUGACGCGAACGCGUCUCUGUCCGUCGAUCGUUACUACAACGCUGACAACGAGGAGUUGGAAUACGACCCCGAAAAUCCGAUGGGGGAAGACUCCAUUUGGAAUUAUCACGUAUGGAACGACGUUUGGAUGUCGAGACCGGAUCUCCCGAAAGGUUACGGCGGAUGGCAAGCGAUCGAUGCUACUCCUCAAGAAACUUCUGACGGAAUGUACCAAUGCGGUCCGACUUCUCUCGAAGCCAUAAAAGACGGUGCGGUCGGUUACAAUUACGACGUACCUUUCAUGUUGGCCUCCGUUAACGCCGAUCUCAUGAGAUGGAAGGAAGAUCCGACCAGCGAUUUUGGAUGGAGCAAAAUAGACUGCAACAAAUACCAUAUCGGCAGAAUGAUUUUGACCAAAAUCCCGUUCAUCUUCGAUCCUAACGGCGAUCGUGACAAGGAGGACAUCACCGCCUUGUACAAAUCUAAAGAAGGAACGGAAGCCGAACGUUUGACUUUACUCAGAGCGGUGCGAGGUUCGGAAAGAGCGAAGAAGUUCUACGCUGUUCCAGAUGCGGCGAAAGAAGACGUUGAGUUCGAACUCGUUGAUUUGGACAGAGUGAAAAUUGGUCAACCGUUCGCCGUGACGGUCCGCAUAAAGAAUAAAUCAAACGAACCGAGAAAUAUUCAGGCGAUAUUAUCGGCCGGAAGUGUUUAUUACACCGGAGUUAAAGCUAAUUUGGUAAAGAGAGCGACCGGACAGUUCACCGUUCAUCCUGGGGGCACCGAACAGCUCAAACUGACCGUGAAAGUUGACGAUUACCUUGAGAAAUUGGUCGAAUAUUCGAUAAUGAAGCUCUACGCUAUAGCAACUGUUAAGGAAACCAAUCAAACAUGGGCCGAAGAAGACGAUUUCCAAGUUUUAAAACCGCCAAUAACCGUCAAGAUCGACGGCGAACUUAUCGUCGGAAAACCUGCGGCCAUUUCGCUGAGCUUCACGAAUCCGUUGAAUAGAAUUUUAACCCAAUGUAAGUUUAACUACGCCGGUCCCGGAUUGACCAGAAACAAAACUCUGCCGUUCAGAGACGUCGGACCGAACGAAUUAGUCAGAGUUGAGCAUCAGUUUGAACCGCAAAAAGCUGGCAAACAACAAAUUAUCGCAACUUUCACGUCCAAGCAACUCGUAGACGUCACAGGAUCGGCAACCGUUGAGGUCUUUGACGAGGACGAGUGAUAUUUUUUCCAAACAUUGAAGAUCUAUAUGGGGUACAUUAUUCUAUUGUUAUACUCAAUUCGAUUUUCGUUCGAAAGUUUAUUCAAGAGGUAUACGAAGAUCGCGUUCGUAUGAUGAAUAUCAUCCGGAUUUAUUCUAUUUUAUAAUUAUAUAUUUAUUUUCUUUUUUUACUUAAUAUGAUUGCGGUUAGCUACACGAUUAUUGUGUGUGGCUGUAAAAGGCUGCGUCCCGUUUAAUGACGUUAUUCGCAUUAUGGUUAACCAUUAACGUCCUCGUGACCCACUUCUGAUUAUAACACGAUGAAAAAAAAACUUCAGAAAAGAGGAAAAGAAUCAUUGUUCCCCUGUAAAUGGGCCGGAAACUUUCAGUUUCCUUUUUCUAUUUUUCAUUUUAUUUGUGAAGAGUAAAAUUCCUUGCAAAGAAAAAAAAAAAAAAUGUGAUUGCAAGAAGCAUUUCAAUAUUGAUUCAUUUACAGUAGAUUGUACUCCUCGGAUCGAGAACAUGGAUUCGAACGAAUCCACCAAAUUCACCCUGUGACUUGAGUUGCCUACAAUCAGGCGCAGUCGAGCGUGUGUUGAAUUAUAAGUGCGAUCAUAAUUUUUUCUGUUUCUCCUUCCUCUCGUGAAAUUUUUAUUUACAAAUAAUCAUAAAUAGAACAAA